AUGGUGUUCGCAAAGUACGGGUCAUUCUUAACGGCCCCGAGUAUUAUAGUGCAGUUGCUGUUCAUAUCGAUGAUACAGAUUGAGCGGCAAAUGGAGUACAAUAGGUUGCUGGAUGAAAAGCAAAAGUACUCCGAGUACGACUAUAUCAUAGUAGGUGCCGGCGCUUCCGGUGCACCUAUUGCCAACAGACUGACCGAGGACUCCCAUAAUCAUGUAUUAUUGCUGGAGGCGGGUGGACAGCAAACGGUGCUCAGCGAUAUCCCUGGCUUGACUGAAACACUGGUAGACAACCCGGAGUUUGAUUGGCGCUACCCUACCAUUCCUCAGAAGUACUUCACGGGCAUCCCUAUGGACUGCAAUAAUGGCAAACGAUUAGGUGGUUCCUCAGCCAUAAACGGCAUGAUCUACAACAGGGGAAACCGCAAUGACUUCGAUAACUGGGUCACACGGUAUGGCGCUAAGGGCUGGAGCUAUGAGGAGGUGUUACCCUACUUCAUGCGGGCCGAGAACAACACCGACCCCCUAUUGGUGGCCCAGAAUCCCGGCUUUCACGGCACGGCCGGACCCGUCGGUGUGUCCACUGACCCGCUGCCGGCGCCCCUACUCCUUGUCCAUCAACAGGCGCUCAACUCGAUCGGCAUCAGGAGUAUGGACAUCAACGGCGCCAAUCAAUUGGGUACGACCAUAGCCCAGGCCACUGCCAGGGAUGGUAGGCGUUCCAGCACUGCCAACGCUUAUAUCGAUCCCAACCCGCACUCCGACAAUCUCAAUGUAUUGAUUUACGCGUUUGUCACCAAGAUACUGUUCACCAAAGGCCACAAUGGAGUUCCCGUAGCUACCGGUGUCGAGUAUACUAAAAACGGAUACAAACACACGGUUAUGGCCCGCAAGGAAGUCAUACUUUGCGCCGGUGUGGUGCGUUCCCCUCAGCUGUUGAUGGUGUCGGGCAUUGGACCCAAACACCACUUGGAAGAGUUCGGAAUACCGGUGAUCGCGGACCUCCCGGUGGGCGACAACCUCCAGGACCACCCGGCCGUCUCCAUACACAUGUGGGUGAAGGACCAGACACUGGGCACACCCGGCCCACAGAUGUCCAUCGAGCAGAUGUACCAGUUGUGGAGCACAAACAGCGGGCCGUUAGCCUACGCCUCGGACAGCAUAACGUACUUCAACUCCCGCGACAAUAACCGCACGGAUUGGCCGAACCUAUACUUCUAUACUAUUGUGCAAAAUGUGCUGAAUCUGGACUCACAG
Molecule: messenger RNA, 1254 nt
Organism: Oppiella nova
Lineage: Eukaryota; Metazoa; Arthropoda; Arachnida; Sarcoptiformes; Oppiidae
Source: the annotation of a GenBank genome assembly